CAAAAGCAUACACUGCAAGCUGGGCCUCAACGCGUUUGAAGUUUCUUCCAUCCACAACAGCCCAGCUGGUCUUCGCUUUCGUGCCAAUCGGCAUACAAAAGCUCUCGAAGCACAUAAUGACUUACGUAGAUAAACUUGCAUUAUUCGCAGACCGUCUCUCCUUGAGGAUCAUUUAGGGACUAACGCGCUGGUGUGCAGCAUUCAACGCGCAAUAGAGAGAUAAUAAAGAUUCUACGGCACCGCUGCUGGGAAGCGCGGCGAGCGAACCAGGUACUCAUCAAGAGCGAAGCUUGCGUUUGGCGGGCUACUUCCCCAGUGGCGUGCCGGUGGCGAGCGCUAGGCAGUUAUGGGGCAGCUGCUGACGGCGGCCAAUGUCAAGGCCCUGACAUAUGGCGCAAUGAAUGUCGUGUCGGCUUCAGGCAUCGUGUUUGCCAACAAGGCCGUGUUCCAGACGUACGGCUUCCACUUCACGUACGCGCUCACGUGGAUCCACACCGUGUUCACACUCGUGGGCAUGCGCGUGUUUGCGGCGGGCGGCAUGUUCCAGGUCAAGUCCAUUCCCCAGGCCCGGCUGGUGCCGCUGGCCGCCGCCUACGUGGCCUACAUCGUGCUGUGCAACCUCAGCCUCAAAGUCAACACCGUGGGCUUCUACCAGGUGAUGAAGAUCGCUGUGGCCCCCACCGUCAUCGCGCUGGAGCUGGUCAUGUUCCGCCGCGUGCCGCCCGCGCGCAUCGUGGCCAGCGUGAUGGUGGUGUGCAUGGGCAUUGGCGUGGCCACAGUCACUGACACACAGAUGGUGUCCAACCUGGUGGGCAUAGCGGUGGGCGUGGGCGCCACCCUCAUGACGGCGCUGUACCAGAUCUGGGCCGGAUCCAAACAGAAGGAGCUCAAGGCCUCCAGCAUGCAGCUGCUGCACGCCUACACGCCGCAGGCGACGCUGAUGCUGGGGCUGCUCAUACCCAUGUGCGAGCCCAUGGGCUGGCACACGAUACACAUGCCGGCGGCGCCGGGGGCCGACGCCGCCACCAUUGCCGCCGCCGCGGCGGCACCGCCCAUCCGGCCGCCCGGCUCUCUGCUGGCCUACCAGUACCAUACCGCGGCCGUCGCGGCCAUCAUCAUCUCGGCCAUUCUGGGCCUCUUAGUCAGCCUGUCCACCUUUUUGGUGAUCGGCGCCACCAGCAGCCUGACCUAUAACGUGGUGGGCCACCUCAAAACACUCAUUAUCCUGACCGGCGGUUGCAUGUUUUUUGGCGACACGAUGCCGCUCAAAAAGUUCAUCGGCGUGUGCAUUGCGAUGAUGGGCAUCAUCUGGUAUACGCAGCAAAAGCUGGCGUCAAGUAGUGGCGCUGCCGCCGCUGGCGCCGCUGCGAGCGGCGACCCGGCGGCUGCCGCCGCCGGGCCGCGGCCGCCGCUGCUGCCCAUCAGCAACAGUCCGGUGCCUGUGUCCGUCAAGUCCGUGUACACGGCAACGGCGGCGCGCAGCCGCGGCGCGGUGGCGGCAGCGGCGGGGGGCGGGGGCCCGAUGAUCAACGGGCGCCACCACGCGCACCGGUGAUGCGCGGUGGAGGAUGAGUUAGCCUUGGCGUUGGGUUUGGCCUCGGUUGUUGCUGAGGGCUUAGAACCGCCGGGCCGUGGGUUUGGGGCGGGUAAGUACGGUAAUGCGGAGCCUUCGUGGAUGUUUGCGAGACCAGGGUUGUGAGUUAAAUGUUUGAUCGGACCUGUGGACCUGCGCAAUCGCGACAUGAUUACGCCCGGUUUGGAUUGUGGGGUAUGAUGACCUAGAGUGAUUUGUAUGGCGGCGCUUGUCGCAGCGAACAUGUUUACAGAAGUGCUAUGAGAGCACGGCUUCACCCCCACGCAAUCCUGCACUGGGAUUUUGUCAGUGCAACGAAUUAUGUGAUGCAGGCUUUUUGAGAGGACUUGUUCGGGCGUAAAAACUGCACGGAGUCAUUGCAAGUGACAGGGCAGGGCAGGGACAGUCCGGCAAGGGACGUCGGUAUGGGGCACAGGCAGGAGUGCAUACGGUAGGCUGAUAGUCAGGACGCGGGUAGCAUUGAGGCGCGUGUGGCAGAGCCUAGCCGUUAGUUAGGCUGUCAGACUGAGGCGCACUGCAGGCGAGUGUCUGACGCAGACGCCAUCGGGAACACACGGACCAGGUAGUCCGCAGUCCAGGCGGUGCGGUCCCCGUGUCGGGCACAGCGCUUGGCUGUCCUUGUGCACUGGAGAGCGGAAGGGGGCGACUGUGCGUGGUCAUGGGGCAAAGCGAAUCAGCGGAUGCGAACAUGCUGAUCAACAGCUGGCUGCAAGGCUGGCUGCGGCGCCUGCGUGCGUGCAUGUUUUGGGAGUACGGUAGUGACAACACGAAUCGCUGAUGAGCAAGCCCAAGCCAUCAUCGACCU
Messenger RNA from Chlamydomonas reinhardtii, 2399 nucleotides. RefSeq lists its product as uncharacterized. Gene Ontology annotation, molecular function: antiporter activity. The record is from RefSeq and is a predicted model, not a curated record. Bases 347 to 1555 code for a protein of 402 amino acids. Lineage: Eukaryota; Viridiplantae; Chlorophyta; Chlorophyceae; Chlamydomonadales; Chlamydomonadaceae. The transcript has 6 exons. Gene Ontology annotation, cellular component: Golgi apparatus.